GGUCCCUGAAUGCACCAUACCCCGUCACAGUAUUGUUGGGCUUGUUAACGUAUAUAGGCACCAGGUGUGCCCGCCAAGUGACAAGUCAAGUCCAUUGUGGCAGCUGGGAUCUGUCGGAUGAGCGCUGGUGCCAUGCUGAUCGAGCUGCUGAACAGGUCAGCUGAUCAGUUGCUUCUGAAGGUGCCAAAGACAAAGUGCAGCUCAGAGGGGACCGUGCUUUUUCUGUGGCAGCUCCCAAGCUAUGGAAUGAUCUUCCUCCAGGUGAUGACAACAUCGAGGCUGUGAGCAGUAAAACUGGAAGAAAAGCAGAUGAGUGCACAUGUGUACGUCUGAUUCCCCGCUGAUUCCACAGGAAAGACCAUCAGGGAAGGACAUGAAUUUCCCAUGUGAAGUGGAUUUAGAGGAGCAGUGCCCGGUGUGUGGAGAUAAAGUUUCUGGAUACCACUAUGGCGUCCUCACCUGUGAGAGCUGUAAGGGAUUUUUCAAAAGAACUGUUCAAAACAACAAGACAUAUGUCUGUGUCGAAAACCAGCAGUGCAAAAUUGAUACAGAUAAAAGAAAAAGAUGCCCUUUUUGCAGAUUUCAGAAGUGCCUUAAUGUUGGAAUGCAGCUGGAAGCUGUCCGUGCAGAUCGAAUGAGAGGAGGCAGAAACAAGUUUGGCCCCAUGUACAAGCAUGAUCGUGCCCUCAAGCAACAGAAAAAGGCUUUGAUACAAGCCAGAAGAUUGAGAAUAGAAAGCAACCAAAAAGAAGUUACUUUUACCAGCAACAUCCACUCAAUUGCUAUCCUUCACAACACCACACUAAAUCCAAGCCAGCUUCCAUCAUUGUCUUUGUCCCAGCCCUGCAACUCACUUGCUGUUACACAGCACCAAAUCACCUAUCCAUCUGACUGGGCUAUGAGGUUAGAGAACUGCAGCAACUCUGCAGAUUUGGCAGCCUUUGCUGAGGCAAUCGUUGGUCUACAUCACACAUCCUCCAGAUCAAUUUCUACACAAAGUCCAAGGAUACCCCAGCUUGAGACAGAGUUCCUACACUAUGAUCCACAUGAGCUUCAGCUGCAAAAAAAGGUCUUUACUUGCCUGCAGCAGGAGCAAGCCUGCAGGCACAGAGAGCCCAACACCUUCAGCUCAGUGUGUGUCAUGGCUGACCAGUUGUUGUGCUCUAUUGUGGAGUGGGCUCGUACAUCCAUCUUCUUUAAGGAAUUAAAGGUCUCUGACCAGAUGAGGUUGCUACACAGCUGCUGGAGUGAGCUGUUAGUUCUUGAGAUAAUCUCCAGACAGGUACUUUAUGGCAUUGAUGGCGGUCUGCUACUGAUCACUGGGCAGCAGGGGGAACUGUCACUGUCUCAUGCUGGCCCUGCUUUAGUCAGCCUGAAUCAAAGAGGGACAGAGCUUGUGGAGAAGCUUCAAAUGCUGAAGGUAGAUCAUCAAGAAUUCGCCUGCAUCAGGUUUCUAAUCCUGUUUGCCCCUGAUGUCAAGGAGCUUGAAGAACACCAUUUUGUAGAAAGUGUGCAGCAGCAGGUUGAAGGAGCCCUCCUGAAGUACACACUGGCCUCAUCAUCGCAGUCCUGCAACCGUUUCACUUGUCUGCAACUGUAUCUGUCAGAGCUACGCUCCCUCAGCAUACUGGCUGAAGAUUAUCUGUACUAUAAACAUCUAAAUGGUGAGGUGCCCUGCAACAAUCUGCUUAAUGAGAUGCUACACGCCAAAUGCUGUUGGACAUGAGUUGAAUUGUUCUAGAACAACAUGCAAGACGCUACUGUAAAGUCAAAAAUGAUGAUGAAUGAAGCGUUUGUGUUUAUCCUAUUAUUUUCAACAAGUUCUGCUUCAGUUUUGUUCUGUACAACUGCUGCAUCAGUUAAAAGAAAUUAAUUUGAUGUACUUGUAGUUUAUGUAUGUGGAUAUAUAUUCAUGGGUAAGCAAAUUAUCUCUUUCCUUAAUAAAAUUGCUGC
Gambusia affinis (western mosquitofish) is the source of this 1953-nucleotide messenger RNA. RefSeq names its product nuclear receptor subfamily 5 group A member 2-like. The transcript is spliced from 9 exons. The record is from RefSeq and is a predicted model, not a curated record. NCBI's taxonomy places the organism in Eukaryota, Metazoa, Chordata, Actinopteri, Cyprinodontiformes, Poeciliidae. Bases 320 to 1726 code for a protein of 468 amino acids. Gene Ontology annotation, molecular function: zinc ion binding; nuclear receptor activity; RNA polymerase II cis-regulatory region sequence-specific DNA binding. Gene Ontology annotation, cellular component: RNA polymerase II transcription regulator complex. Gene Ontology annotation, biological process: regulation of transcription by RNA polymerase II; tissue development; hormone-mediated signaling pathway.